CCUAAUAAAAGCAUAUGACCGUAGACGGUAGAACUGAAUGCCACUCAGUAUGCAGGUUCUCAGUAGAAAUCUAGUGCGCAAAUUCUCCCCCAAAUUAUACAACCAGGUGAUAGCGAGGGGAUUUUCUGGUAGGAUAGUACACGAUGUGGGACAGCCAACAGCCAACACUCAUCCGCAGAUAUUGACGGAAGGGGAGAUUACUCCCGGAAUAAGCAGUGAUGAAUACAUAUGGAGGAGGAAGAAGUUGUUGCAACUACUUCCAGAGAAUGCUUUGGCAAUUUUUGCAUCAGCCCCGGUUAAGAUGAUGACCGAUGUCGUGCCAUAUACUUUUAGACAAGAUGCUGAUUAUCUCUAUAUUACUGGAUGCCAACAGCCAGGCGGCAUUGCAGUUUUGGGUCAUAACUGUGGUUUGUGCAUGUUUAUGCCAGAAACAACACCACAAGAUGUCACAUGGCAAGGUGAAACAGCUGGAGUUGAUGCAGCUCUAAGCGCAUUCAAGGCUGAUGAAGCAUACCCUAUAAGUGCAUUGAAUAAGAUCCUAUCAAGUUGGAUAGAGUGCUCAUUCCAAUUGUUCCAUAAUGUGAAUACGGCUAACUCUACUUAUGUGAACUUGGAAAGCUUCCAAAAAGCCGUUUCCAAUGGGAAAGUGAAAGAUUUCGCAGUUCAUACUCAUGAAGCAAGAUGGAUAAAAUCAGAAGCUGAGCUUAAAUUGAUGAGAAAUUCUGCAUCUAUAGCUUCUCAGGCACUCCUGCAGACAAUGCUGCACUCCAAAAUAUUUCCUAAUGAGGGAAUGCUCUCAGCUAAGUUUGAAUACGAGUGCAGAAUGAGAGGUGCCCAAAGAAUGGCCUUUAAUCCUGUGGUUGGUGGGGGUUCAAAUGGCAGCAUCAUACAUUAUGCUCGGAAUGACCAGAGAAUCCAAGAUGGGGACCUGGUUCUGAUGGAUGUAGGAUGUGAGCUCCAUGGUUACACUAGUGAUAUUACUCGUACAUGGCCACCAUGCGGCAAAUUUUCCCCAGCACAGGCAGAACUUUAUGACCUUAUAUUAGAGACAAAUGAAGAAUGUUUGAGACUUUGCAGACCAGGCACAACUAUUCGAGAAAUUCACAACUAUUCGGUUGAUAAGCUGCGAAAAGGAUUCCAAGAACUUGGAAUAUUGAAAAGUGACCAACCUCAUGGUUACCAUAUGCUGAACCCGACCAGUAUAGGUCAUUAUCUAGGAAUGGAUGUCCAUGAUUGCCGCACAAUCACAUAUGACCGCCCUCUGAAGCCUGGUGUUGUGAUCACGAUUGAACCCGGAGUUUACAUCCCUUCCAAUUCUAAUGUUCCCGAGAGGUAUCAAGGCAUUGGGAUAAGGAUAGAAGACGACGUUCUCAUCACAGAAUCAGGAUAUGAGGUACUUACUGCUUCAGUGCCAAAAGAAAUUAAGCACCUGGAGUCGUUGCUCAAUGAUUUGUCUUAUGGGACGGGGAUGGAAAAACAUAAUGCCGUCUAGGGAUUUUAGUCGAGCACUCUGAUAACUCAGCAGUCUUGCUGCUGGUAGACGAAAUCAACUCAAAUACUGCAAUGAAGGUGGAUUGGUUCCACUCUUGUAGCAUUAUUGGUUCGAAAGGUUUAGCCCUCUUGAUUUGGUUAUAUUUUACCUUCAAUGGCUCUAAUGUAUUUCUGCUUCAACAUGCUUUUA
Molecule: messenger RNA, 1681 nt
Organism: Salvia hispanica
Lineage: Eukaryota; Viridiplantae; Streptophyta; Magnoliopsida; Lamiales; Lamiaceae
Product: Metallopeptidase M24 family protein
Biological process (GO): proteolysis
Cellular component (GO): mitochondrion
Molecular function (GO): metalloaminopeptidase activity; manganese ion binding
Source: RefSeq, a predicted model, not a curated record